AUGAGCCGUGCAUUAGCUUUUAGUAAAAAUUACUUAAGCAAGAAAUUUAACAUCAAAUAGUCAAACGAACUUUAUAGGUAACUACUUUAAAAAAAUCAAUUAUUCUAAGCUGAUUAAUUACAAAAAAUCUCAACUGAUGAUUUAAUACAUUAUAUCAUUUUUUUUGGAACGCAUCCUGAACGUAGAAAUUAAGGAGAAAAAGCCAAGAAAAUAACUUUGGAAUGUCUUAAACAAUAUAAGAAAAAGAUGAUUAAAAAUAGCUAUGAAAUAAACUCAUAAAUACUUUUAUCUCUAAGCAAUGUUUUAUUGUAUGAUGAGUAAAUGGUUCAAGAAAUUAUUCAAUAAGUAGAUAAUGAAAAAGAAACACUUUCAGUUAAGGAUAUGAUUAAAUUUUAGCAUUGUCUUUACAAACUAAAUAUCCAUAAUGAAAAACUUAGUAAUUAUGUCCUUCAAAAAUUUCUCAAACAAAAAGAAUAAGUGGAUUAUUUGGAAUAUAUUCAUGAUCUACAUAUUAGAUCAAAUCUAUUUAGAUUAGGUUUAUUAGAUGAAUAAAUCAUGUUAACUUUGGUGUAAGGAUUUUAGACUAAAUUAAAUUCAACUUAAAAUUUUCAUUAUACAUCAAAAUCCUGUUUCUAAUAUUGUUAACUUAUGUAUAAUUUAUAUCCUGAAAUAAUUGACAAAUAAUUUUUGGACUUGAAACCAAGUGAUUAAAAUAUUUUCGCUCCGUACUUUCAAGAUAUGGUGAAGGACUAUUUUAUUAGUAAAUAGCUUGUUGAUCGCAAAAAGUUUUAUUAAUCUUUUGAAUAUUAUUUAAAUUGUUAAAAUUUGAAUAUAUUAAAAGUCAAAGAAGAUGCUAUUUAUAGAACUUUAACUUAAUUAGAAUAAAAUGUUUAAGAUUUGCUUAAUAAUUUAAAAUAUUAAAAUGAAAGAGCAUGCCGUGUUUUAAUUUAUGAUGUUGAUUACUUGGUCAAUGAUAAAAUAAUUUUAACCUGCAAUGAUCCAGUCCAUUUUAUUGAAGAUUUUGAUGGAAAGAUUUUAACAAUUAAUCCAAAUCAUAUAAUGUAGAGCAGGUAUUCAUUUAUUAAUAAGUAGAGGCAUUUGAAUGGUACUAAAAAAUACAAGGUUUAUGAUGUAAAUUAUCAUGAAUGGAUAGAUUUGACAGAAUAACAAAAGAUUGAUAAAUUAAAAUCUUUAAUAGAAUGAUAUAUGAAUAUUUAAAAC
Messenger RNA from Paramecium sonneborni, 1221 nucleotides. The record is from the annotation of a GenBank genome assembly. Lineage: Eukaryota; Ciliophora; Oligohymenophorea; Peniculida; Parameciidae.